AUGGAUUUUUUUUCGGUUUACAGUUCGAUCGCGGAAACACCUUUAGCCAAGAACCCUCUACCUGAAUCUCUAGAUAGCGGUUUAGGUACCCAGUACCUUUUCAACGUGUUGGAAUUCAUCAUAUGCAGCAUCAUGAAAGAAAAAGGUCUCAAGCAGCCCACAAUGUUAGCUGAGGAAUUGUGGGGGAACCGCAUUGAGGAUUUCAAUUCGGUAGCCUUUACAAUUGAAAUAGAGGAUAUCGCAGAAUCAUUUCGAGAGAAGCUAUGGGAAGAACAGCCCUUCCUGAACAUGAAGCCUGCAAUACAGUUGUGCAUGAUGCCUUUGGGAAAUAAGAGAAAACAGGAUGAAGAUUCUAGCAAUUAUGCUGAAGAGUUACGAGAUUCUGACGAUGACGUUAUUGGAGCAGACACCCAGUCUUUUGCUGAAGCAACGGAAGUGUUUCAUGCGCUUGAGUUGAGUAAUCAAAAUGGCUCUGGUUUUGAGAUGCAGGAUGCCUUGCAAAUUGAAUUGCUUAGAGGGAGAUGGAAUGAAAAGUAUAAGGCGAACCAGUUGACUUUCAGAGCUCGGGUUAGUUUGGAAAAGUUACCAGAGCGACUACAAAAUACGCCAAUGGCUGCAGCAGUGAGUUCCGUUAGGGAGCUGUUUAGAUCCCUACUUCGUAGAACAAACGAAGGACUGAGGCCAACGGAUCUCAUACGGAUAUACAUUCAGGCAGAUGGCUUGGACAAGCCGAUUUCGACUAGGCUGAUGUCGGUAUCAGAGCUCACUCUGGAAACUGUGAUGGCUGCAAUUUUAAAAGUUUUGCAGUCAAAGGAUCAGAUUGCCAUUGAUUCGGGUUUUUCAGCCGAUGUUGUAACGAUUCGGAGGGAUGUGGGAGCCGGCCGUAGAAAAGUGAUUAACACUGCUGUGGACCCGCACCGAAAGCAGUCGAUCCUCGAAAUACCAUCGGAUGAUGAAGGAUUAUGUUGUGCCAAAGCAAUUUUAUACGCUUUGGCACAUUUGGAAAAAAAUCAGACGGCUAUUGAUGCCCUGAGGGAUCGUCGAAGAUCUACACUGCUGAACAGAGCUCGAGCUUUGCAUGAAGCUGCGGGAGUCCGAAUAGGGCCUUGUACCUACAAAGAAGUGGCGCAAUUCGAAGAGCAUUUAAAUGUCCAAAUUGUUGUUAUCGCCACAGAAAAUAUGCAGAAAGUUUCCUACAAGGGCAUUGAAAGGCCAAGAUGGAUAAAUUUGUGGCUGCAUGAUGAACACUAUGACGUCAUUAAAGGCUUAAAUGGAUUUUAUGGUACGCAUUUCUAUUGUGAGGAAUGCGAAGUCGCUUACCAUAGAAGAGAAGAGCAUUGGUGUGCAAACUCUUGCCGCAUUUGUUUGCGAAAAUGUUGUGUGUCUAAUACACCAGAGCGAUGCGAUGAUUGUGACAGGCUGUGCCGCUCCGAAGAAUGCUAUCUUGCCCACAAAAGUAUUUCUGGUAAACAACAGCUCUCAAUAUGUGAUCUGAUUUACCAAUGCAAGGACUGUUGCAAAGUCAUACACAGAAGAAAAUGUCCAAAAGAUCAACACCGUUGCGGUACUGUUAAGUGUCCUUCCUGCGAUCAAUUUGUUGUAGCCGACGAACAUCGAUGUUAUUUACGCAGGGUACCACAAAAGAAACAAAGCAAAAAACUUAUUUUUUUCGACUUUGAGACUGACCAGACAUUAGGAGAACAUGUUGUGAACUUUGCUGUCGCGCAAUAUGCAGCACAGAAAGAAUUAGAAGCAGAACGAAUUUUCAAAGGGUAUUCUGCAUGUGCACAAUUUUGCUCAUGGCUAUUUUCGCCGGAGCAUAAAGGUUACACAGCCAUAGCUCAUAAUAUGAAGGGGUAA
Molecule: messenger RNA, 1860 nt
Organism: Uloborus diversus
Lineage: Eukaryota; Metazoa; Arthropoda; Arachnida; Araneae; Uloboridae
Exons: 7
Coding region: 1-1860 (619 amino acids)
Source: RefSeq, a predicted model, not a curated record